Messenger RNA from Mercenaria mercenaria, 1362 nucleotides. RefSeq names its product solute carrier family 35 member E1 homolog. The record is from RefSeq and is a predicted model, not a curated record. Gene Ontology annotation, cellular component: Golgi apparatus. The transcript is spliced from 7 exons. Gene Ontology annotation, molecular function: antiporter activity. The coding region runs from base 208 to 1362 and encodes 384 amino acids. Lineage: Eukaryota; Metazoa; Mollusca; Bivalvia; Venerida; Veneridae.
AAUAUUAUUCAUUAAAAGAUAUUCUAUAACAAAAAAAGAUCAGAAAAAGAUAUUUAAAUUUGAUCAAUCGCAGACACUGUUUUAUUCACUUCGAUUCUGUGUGGAAACGUGUACACCAAAGUUGACAGUUUGUUUUGACAGCUGUUACAGUUAUUUGUUGAAAAUGCUUAUAUAGAUGAAUGAAAUCUUAACUAAAUUAAAUUCAAGAUGACUGAUCACGAUUUUUUACAUGUUUUGAAGCUGAUAAUAGUGUGUGUUAUGUGGUACAUUUCCAGUGCAGGGGGAAAUGUAAUUGGUAAAUUGGUGUUGAAUGAAUUUCCUUAUCCAAUGACUAUGUCAAUGGUACAACUAUUGUCAGCAGCUCUUUACUUGGGACCAAUCUUGUCCUUACUUGGUGUACCAAAGACUGGAGAAAUAAGCCGACGAUACUUCUUAACCAUGAUCAUCCCACUUGCAUUUGGAAAAUUUGUGUCAUCAGUGUCUUCACAUAUUAGUAUUUGGAAAGUUUCGGUCUCUUAUGCUCACACAGUGAAAGCUACACUGCCUUUAUUUACAGUCAUUCUGAUGAGACUUUGCUUUAAAGAAAAACAAACAUUUCCUGUUUAUUUGUCACUGGUUCCCAUUAUCGGAGGUGUUUGUAUUGCCACAGUGACAGAAAUCGCUUUUGAUGUUGUUGGUUUAUGUAGUGCUCUUUUUGCUACACUUGGUUUUUCUCUUCAAACUAUAUUUUCAAAAAAAACUUUAAAAGACACAGGGUUACACCAUAUGAAUUUAUUGUUGAUAUUAAGUAGAUAUUCCACCGUAUGUUUUCUACCAUUUUGGUUGAUGUUUGAUGUGACCAGGAUUGUUCAAGACAGAGCAGUGUUGGAACACGAUAAUAAGUUAUUUGCUGUUGGUCUCAUUUUACUGGAUGGUGUGUUCAACAUGCUUCAAAAUCUUUUUGCUUUCACUGUGCUGGCCAUGGUGAAUCCGCUCAGCUACGCAGUGGCCAACGCUACAAAAAGAGUCGUUAUAAUCGGUGCUUCCCUCGCAUUACUACACAAUCCUGUUACUGCAAUGAAUGUGGUUGGAAUGUUGAUAGCAGUGUUUGGUGUUUUACUAUAUAACUGGGCUAAAUAUUACCAGAGGCUAGCUGCGGAAAGGGAACGUGUUUUACCAUACAUACACAGUGAUAGUGACUUGACAAACUUUGUACAUAAACACGAGACAUUAGUCCAUUCCGUUACAGAAAUGAAUCUCCAAAAAAAUGGUUUUGUGCAUGAUAAUUUUCUCUUUGAAAAUGUGAACAACAAUUACCACACCCCUAAAAGGAACCAAGUGAACAAACUUGAGAAAGGACCUAAUAGUGAUGCUCCAGAUUAA